Molecule: messenger RNA, 2541 nt
Organism: Trichoderma aggressivum f. europaeum
Lineage: Eukaryota; Fungi; Ascomycota; Sordariomycetes; Hypocreales; Hypocreaceae
Exons: 5
Coding region: 1-2541 (846 amino acids)
Source: RefSeq, a predicted model, not a curated record
AUGCGGUUGGAAUCGAGUCGAGAUCCUGGUCCUGCCACUGUCCGCUCUGGACGACGGAAACUCAGACCUGGCGAACCAAGCGAUUGGAAUCAAAAGGCCAACGAUGCAGCUCCGCAGCCUCACACCCGUGGUACAGUCCAAAUACAACGACGUCUGGACCUGGCAACAGCGCCGCCGCCGCAGCUGACGAUGCGCAGAAGGGAGUCCAACAAUGCCAAAGGUGUAGACGCCACUCCCACCGUACCUGCAACUGCUGCUGAUGCUGUUGCUGCCGCCGCCGCCGCUGCGAAUGGUGGCCGCUCCAACAUUCCACCAUGGCAACCGGGGCUUGCUAGGGCUGCUUCGGAUGCCUACCGUCGCCCAAAGGGCACACUGAUGGACUCGUACGAUGGAGAGGAUGAGUCUGCCAACGAGCAACCUUCGCGCCGUACAAGGAGGAACUCUUCGCCCCCAAACCACCCUCGUCGCAGACUAAUGCCUGGAGCAUAUUCCGAGCCCUCGACACACAGAUCGGCGAGCGUCUCAUCGUAUGGCGGCGAUGAAGAUGACGAUCAUGGCCUCGAGGUGGAGGAGAUACCAGCUGACGGUUCGUCACGCCACAGCAGACACCACCUGUCCAGCCGUGAUGAGUAUCUCGAUUCCUCAAGCGAUAGAAACCGUUAUCGAAAGAGAUUUACACCACGACGGUAUUACUCUGACGACGAGCGGGACUCUGACCCUCCGCUUUCGGCCAGUGAUGUGCCUUCUACUUCGCAUACACGAGAAUCCUCCAGGGUCCGUGAGAGGAGCAUGUCAGCCCAUAAGGCUCAGCGCUAUCAGUUGACGCAUGUCAUUGAAGGUUCACGGCCACCUGUUGCAUCGAGAAAAAGCUCCAAUAAUAAGUUGGCCAGACGGGCAACAUCAACUGGACGAGACGGUGCAGGUUAUAGAUCGGCAGAAUCAGCCUACGAGGAUCGAGAUCCUAGAAGAUCAUUUACCAUGCGAUCUGCUCGUAGCCUCAACGGCUCGACUUCAGGACCCGCUCGUAUCUUGGGAAAUAUUUUUGGCAAUGCCGCUUCUGGGCCCAUUUCUCGGCCUGCUUCCAGGCCGGCCUCCAGGUCCAGACCUUCAUCGCCAGACAAAUUCUUCAAACUUGAAAAGCAAAGCAAGAUGGAGAAAAGAAAAGGGAUUGAAUGCGUCAUAUGUAUGGAGGACACUCCGUCGUCAAAGGGAGCGGACCUGAAGUGCGGCCACCGAAUGUGCAAUGCCUGCAUGAAGCGCAACUUUGAAAUGUCGAUUCACGAUCCGCAGCAUAUGCCACCACGCUGCUGCACAAAAAGUCAUAUCCCACUCAAACAUGUGGAUAAGCUAUUCGACAAUGAUUUCAAGAGGACUUGGAACCGCAACGCUGUGGUGAAUGGAUCAAGCCAACCAGCUUUUAUCGAGGAGAAGAUGGUAGAAGAGUCGCUCGCUGUGGUCGUUGCAAGACCAAAGUUUGUCCAAAAUGCAGCGGAUUUGAACAUUCCCACUGAAGACCUGAGGAAGAUUCUCCGGGUCAACAGGCCGAAUUCCAUGGAAGAACUGCGAUCUUACUCAAGGCCCACUUCCUCGAUGCCCGCAACAAGACCGAAACCUCAGGUUUACGACGAGGAGAUGCACCUUCGCCGGCUCCAAGAGCAGCGUGAUGCCGAUUUUGCAAGGAGACUACAGGUCUCGGAUGAGCAUGAGGAUGAGUACGAAGAUGAUCGCGACCAUGAUCAUGACCGUGAUCGUGAUCGUAACCGAGAUCGUAACCGAGAUCGAAAGCGUGAUCGCGAUCGUGGUCGAGACCGUGAUUGGGAGCGAGAACGAGAGCGCGAAAACCCAUUUGCUCCCAUCACUCCUGAGAAAGAUGAGGAGGAGGUGGAUUUUGGGCUCAACAGCAGCAAGCAUCACCCGAUGGAGGAUUACAGACGAACAAGCUUGCCAACCUUACCUACCGCAGCCUCAGCCACACAGCCGCAGCCGCCUUACAACAGCUACGUUUCUGGAGUCAACCGUGCCAGGGGUCCGCAGCGCAGUGGCUCAAUGGAGCAGCGUCUAGCUGAUAGGUUGUCAGAGAACCGCCCAGGACGCCAGUCGAGAGGGCCAUCUCCUCCAGCGCCAGCCAUGCGACCCCAUGUACUGCAUCCAAGAGAUGCAACCAUUGGGCACGCUCCAGAUAUGGGAGUCGGUAUGGCUCUUGGCGCGAUGGGAAGAGGUUCUAUGCCACCACCGCCAGCUUAUGCCCCCGUACCGGCGAUGCCCUCGCCUGGAUUGAUGAGGCCGAAUCCCUUUGGAGGAGACGCGUACUACGAUAAUGCGUACACCACCACGCCAAGAUCAGUUCACGAUCCGUAUUACUAUGGCGUGGAGACGGCUGAAACCGAGCUUCCCUCUCCCCGUCGCAGAUCACGGCGCAGUGGGGAUGAGCGCGAGAGGCCCAAGUCAUCGACUUUGGCAGGGUUGACGGGGUAUGGCCGAGGUGCGCAUCGGGUGUCCGAGUGGAGGGCUUUUGUUGAGCCAGGAUUUCCUGAUGAAUAA